Perca fluviatilis (European perch) is the source of this 1501-nucleotide messenger RNA. RefSeq lists its product as uncharacterized. The record is from RefSeq and is a predicted model, not a curated record. The coding region runs from base 511 to 1233 and encodes 240 amino acids. Lineage: Eukaryota; Metazoa; Chordata; Actinopteri; Perciformes; Percidae. The transcript has 5 exons.
AAUAUAUGUAGACCGGCUUUGCUAUGAGCACGAAGCGCCAAAAAGUUUAGUUCAUCUCGGGUGGUUAAGGUUAGGGUUAGGGGAUUGGUCAGGAGAUAGGACCUGUACACUUAAGAAUGGACUCCUGGCCAAUAGUAGUGUGUGAAUGCUAUUGAAGGGCGGGUCUUGUCGGUCCCACAGCGCUAAACAGAGAAGACGUGACAGAUUCCACCUGUUUGCACACGGCACUGGAAUAACGGCGAAGCUCGGAACGAACGGCCUCUUGCACUGCUGCUGUGUGUGUUUGCUGCUGACAUAUUUUUUUGCUGCAGGACACCGCUACACUUUUGUCUUCCACGCGAGGGCUGGCAUUAAGGAUGUUGCUGUGAAUGCAGGAAAGUGCAGCAGGACCUAUCCAGAAGGUGCAGCAUCCAGGGCCAACAUCAAAAGACCCAGAAGAGUAGAAAUAAACUUCUGCCCAAUUAUCCCCAAGGAGUAACUAAGGACACACUGGACAACCAGAGGCUUGAGAUGGUGGAGCAGUUCAAGAAGACAGUGAUUGAUGGAGACAUGAUUAUGAUCCAUCAACAUAUGCAGUGCACCUUUGCGCUCAGGCAUGAAGAAAUUGUGAUUUCAGCUCCUCCCAUUGCUGAACUGAAAGACAGAUGGCCUGCACUCUUUUGUGAAGCCCAACUCUGCAGUGAAUUCCACAGGAUCACCAAUCAAAAUCUACUGUAUUCCUUAUUUGCUGCACUUGACAAGUACACACCUCAGCUACUCUGCAAAAAGAGGAAGAAUGGAAGUUUUGGCAAAAAGAUACAAAACGUUUUGAUGGCAUAUGAGGAACAGGACAAGAACAACAUUGCUGCAGCUCGAACAGCAGCCCUGGCCGGCCUACCAAUGUACUUAAAGGAGGAUUCAUCAGAGGUCUUCAAAACCUGCAAGGAUGAGUUGGAGGCAAACCAGGAUGGAGCAGUGGCUCUGGUGGUAGUGGUGAAUGAAGAGGAGGUGCCUGCUGGAGUUCCCUUUGAAACUCACCAUGUGUCAUUUGUCCUUGAGGAUCAGGUUGUAAUGUCUCACAGAUCUUGGACUGAUUCAGUGGUGAUUAUGUUUGGACUGAUUUAUGCCCUUCAUUUGAGCUAUCCUGAGAAGCUAAGUGGCUUCUUUGAGUUCAUCCAGGUUGUCCUCUUAAACCUUGAUGGAAGAAAGCAGCUUAAACCUAAGUUACAAGCCUUGAGAAAUGAGCUAGAUUAAAGGUGUUAACAUGCUCUUUUGUUGAAGGUCAGUGUUCUGAAAAUUAUCUUUUGGCUUGCAUGCCAAUUAGGGUUGGGCAUCGAGAACCGAUUCCUACUUUGAAUCGUUUCAAAAAUUACAAUUCCAUCAGAAUCAUUUCUAUAUUGGAAUCGUUUGGAGGAUUUGGUUUCAAAUCUGAUCACGGGUUCCAGAUUUAACGUGCAAAUUUUGGUUUCCGUAGCAGCCAGGCGCUUGUUGUGCUGCAGCCGUGCAGCACAGUAAGCGGAGC